Messenger RNA from Naegleria gruberi, 1725 nucleotides. RefSeq lists its product as uncharacterized. The transcript has a single exon. The record is from RefSeq and is a predicted model, not a curated record. Gene Ontology annotation, cellular component: MICOS complex. The coding region runs from base 1 to 1725 and encodes 574 amino acids. Gene Ontology annotation, biological process: cristae formation. NCBI's taxonomy places the organism in Eukaryota, Heterolobosea, Eutetramitea, Acrasida, Naegleriidae.
AUGUUGAGAAAAUCACUCACCACUGUAUCAUCACAAGGCGGAAAAAAGUUGAUGUUUGCCAAUAGCAAUAAAUUGGCUCUGUUCAACAACAAUAACAUCACUACUUCAUCUUCUUCCUUCCAUACCGCUUCGCAAAAGUUCGAUACAACAAAACCUGCUGCUGCCCCUAUUGCACAACAACAACAACAAAAGGGUAAUAAUAACAGUGGAAGCGGACAACAAACAAGUGGAGGAUCUAUGGGUAAAACUGUUGUCAUUUCAACACUCUUGACUGGUGCUCUCGGUGUUGGUUUUGUUCUUUAUUUUAAUAAUUAUUUGCAAUCACUUGAAAAGAAAAACCAAGAACAAGCUUCAUCUAUUGAAUCACAAAAAAAGAAAAUUCAAGCUGAAAAACUUGAACAAGAUAAUGAUAAGAUUAAUUCUAUUAACUCUGAAUUGGAAGGAUUGGAAAAGGCUCACUCUGCUAAAUUGUCAGCCUUGAAGGAAACUUAUACCAACAAGAUGAAUGAAUUACAACAUCAAUUGAAUGCUAUCAAUGAAAAGAUUACAUCAUUAGAAAAGGAAAAGAAUGAUCUUUCUGUAACUCUUGAAAAAAAUAGAAAGAAACAACUUGAAUUGCUCUCCGAAAAGGAAAAUUUAAUCUCUGAAAAGAAAACUUUGGAAGAUCAAUUAAAUAGCUUUAGUAGUUUGAAGGUCAGAAGUACUGAUGCCGUUCUCUCUGAUAUUUUGGGAAGACAAGUUGAAGAAGGUGAAGUCCUCACUGAAGAAGAUAGAGACAAGUUCCUCUCACGUAUUCAACGUUUGGAAUCUCAAGUUAAGAGAAAGGAUAAAAUGAUUGAACAAAUCAAACAAGAAACUGAAGAAAAUAUUCAAAGAAUUAAGACUAUUAGUCAAGAAAAAUUACGUGCUGUUCAAUCUGAAUCUGAAGAAAGUAUUAAGAAAUUGGAAUCUGAAAUGGAAUCUGUUAAAAAUGAAUAUAGUGCUUUAAUUGCCAAGGAAAGAGAAACUAUUCUUGAUGAAUUUGAAAAGAAGAUGCAAGAACAAGCCCAUAGUUUAUUAAUUGGAUAUUAUGAUAGUGUACUUGAUAGAUCUAAACAUGUCCAAGAAUUGACAAACAAAGUCUAUGCUAUGGAAGAAACAUUCAAGGUUGCAUCUGCUAAUUUCUCAAAUAAUAUUGAUUUACAAAACUUGACAGCUGCUGUUUUGGCUUUGCAAGAUACUCUUCAAACAAAUGCUCCAUUCAAGCCAGAAGUUGAUACUCUUAAGAGAUUAUCAGAUAAUGAUGAAUUUUUGAAGGCUGCUUUAGAAUCUAUUCCAAAAUCGAUAACAGAAUCUGGUGUAUUGAAACUUGAUGAUUUGACAUCUAGAUUCAAGAUUGUUAAAAAGAAGGCUAUCGAGGCAUCACUUAUACCAGAAGAAACUGGUCUUAUGGGUCUCCUCUUGGCCAAGACCUUAUCUGUAGGAGUUGUUGCUGAAGAAGGAUUUGUGGAUGGUGAUUCUUUACCAGCUAUUUUAUCCAGAGCUGAAUUUUAUUUAAAGCAAAAGAGAUUAACAGAUGCUGUCAAUGAAAUCAAUAAGGCUUACUGUGUUGCUCCAAAGAAUGUCACACAAGUCAUUGAAGAUUGGGCAACCGAGGCAAGAAAUAGACUUUUAGUAGAACAAGUUCUUGAAACUAUGUCAUCACAUUUGGUCAUACAAUCACACUCCUUAAAGCAACAAAAAUAA